This is a messenger RNA of Oryza sativa Japonica Group (Japanese rice), 702 nucleotides long. NCBI's taxonomy places the organism in Eukaryota, Viridiplantae, Streptophyta, Magnoliopsida, Poales, Poaceae. The record is from RefSeq and is a predicted model, not a curated record.
GAGUGCAUGCGACGACGCUUGCCUGCCAUUGUUACGAGCUAUAAGAAGGAGGUCGAUCGCACGUACGUACGGUUGAAGAGCAGUACUGCGCAUUAUUUACCCGAGAGUUGAGGCCUCCAGUACGUGUUGCCGACCCCUGUGUUUGCUCCGAUCCGGCACGCGAGGUAUAGAUGUCGACGAGAGGAGCUGACGAGACGACGAGGCACGGCCCGCCGCCGCCGCCGCCGGCGGUGGUGAAGAUCAUCGAGACGGUGCACAUCGAGGCGGACAGCGCCGAGUUCAAGUCCAUCGUGCAGAGGCUCACCGGGAAGGACGCGGUGGCCGGCGGACCGCGGCCAGAUCGAUCGUCAACUGGAAAGGCGGAUGCCGAUGAGGAUCAGGCUCAGGGUUUUGCCAGGAAAACCCCAUGAAAUUUUCUCCAAGUCGUCUCAAAUCGGUAGUACAUCUGACAAUGGAUAGCGUAAAAAGGAGACGACGACUUUCAUGUAAACCAAUAGUUCCAACGUGCCACACAUGUGCAGUUGCGGCCGUCCGGGUCAACCCAGUUUGCACGGUUGCUUUGCUUACCUGAAAAGCAUCGGUCAACUCGAAAAAGUCGUGUUAGCAUCCGUACAAUGUACACUAUCUACUGCAUUUACCAAUGUACUUUGUGGAUAUUUAUAUGAGGUCCAAAUACAGAGUAUAAAUACGAAGAUUAAUAUA